Messenger RNA from Panthera uncia (snow leopard), 1345 nucleotides. RefSeq names its product EP300 interacting inhibitor of differentiation 1 (gene EID1). Gene Ontology annotation, molecular function: transcription corepressor activity. Gene Ontology annotation, biological process: negative regulation of DNA-templated transcription. The record is from RefSeq and is a predicted model, not a curated record. The transcript has 2 exons. The coding region runs from base 197 to 772 and encodes 191 amino acids. NCBI's taxonomy places the organism in Eukaryota, Metazoa, Chordata, Mammalia, Carnivora, Felidae. Gene Ontology annotation, cellular component: nucleoplasm.
ACCGAAACCAACACCACGGUUCCGAAGAGCGGGGACCUCCCCCGCGAGGGGGACGCCAAACGGGAGGCGGUGUUUGGGGGUCGCGCACACGCACAGGGUCACGCAGGCGCACGGCGUUUGCGCACGCGCACAACCCCUCGGCCGCGUAGCUCCGAUCUUGCAAAAACACCUUUCGAGAGGUUGAGCAGCUUGUACAAUGUCGGAAAUGAACGAGCUGUCCGAGCUGUAUGAAGAGAGCAAUGACCUGCAGAUGGAUGUGAUGCUUGGCGAGGGUGACCUUCCGCAGAUGGAGGUAGGCAGCGGGAGCCGGGAGCCAUCCCCGAACGCCUCCCGCAACGGGGCCCAGCCACAGCUCGAGGAGGAAGGCCCAAUGGAGGAGGAGGCGGCCCAGCCAAUGGCGGAGCCGCAGGGGGAACGAGGCCUUGCUAACCGGCCCAGCCCUGGGGAGCAGCCAGGCCUGAUCGCGGGCCCUGACUUCGAGAGCGAGGACGAGGGCGAGGAAUUUGAUGACUGGGAGGACGACUACGAUUAUCCGGAAGAGGAGCAGCUGAGUGGUGCGGGCUACAGAGUAUCAGCGGCCCUUGAAGAAGCCAACAAGAUGUUUCUGAGAACAUCCAGAGCAAGGGAAGCAGCCCUGGAUGGCGGGUUUCAAAUGCAUUAUGAGAAGACCCCGUUUGAUCAGUUGGCUUUUAUCGAAGAGCUUUUUUCACUUAUGGUUGUCAAUCGUCUGACCGAAGAACUCGGCUGUGAUGAGAUUAUUGAUAGAGAGUAAUUAAAUGCUGUUAAAAGAGGAGGAAAAGUUGAGGAGAGACCCAACAUUCCACUGCCUUUUGGGUUCAUUCCAGAUAGUACCGUGCCAAUGAAAAACUUAAUCUUCAAAAAAAGAUUUUUGUCGUUGUUUUGCAGAAUAGAAUAGGGCAGUGACUGCACAGUUAUGAAAAAGAAAAAAUUGUUAAAGAAGAAAAGGCAUUUUAGGACUGUGGAAAUCUGUUUUCAAGAACCUUCCUGAAACACCUGUGGCUUUGACUUUGUUAUUGAUCCAGAUUAUUUUCCUUGCAUUGGGGAAAAUAUCUUUCAUAUUUCACUGUAAGGGAUGGUUUUGCGAGAGUGAAAGACUUUGGUUGAACUUCAUAACAUAAGAACUGUCAAAGGGAACAUGCCAAGUAAAAGGAAAGCCCUGCAUCUAAAAAAAGACUGAACAAUUAUACCCUCAAUCUUUAAAGGUUUUAAACCUGCCCAGAAAUCCUCAUCAGUAUCUGAAGUUUCCCUCUGUCUCCUCCUCUAAUGAAGCUUAUUAUUGGUUAUGCACCAGCAUUCGAGAUAAUAAAAUUUCUUGUUCUGUGUA